AUGGCUGCUGAAGAGUUAAGGGUAGAAGAUAUCAGAAAGAUAAGGGUUCUCCUGGAAGAAAUGGUGAAUGACAUGAGGGCAUGGAAUAUGAAGAACUGUGCGAAAGAAGUGAAGAGUGAAAAUAAUGAAAGUAAGGACCAUCAUGAAGAAACGAAGAGCGGGUCAAAUAAUAGCCUAGAGGAAUUGAAGGAUCAGGAUGAAAUGAAGAAUGGCCAGGAAGAAAUGAAGAAUGAAAUGGAGACCGAAGUGAAUUUAAACCUAGAAGAGAAGAACAGCCAAGAGAAGAAUAGCCAAGAGAAAAACAGCAAAGAGAAGAAUAGUAAACAGAAGAUCGGCCAAGAGAAGAACAGCGAAGAGAUCGGCCAAGAGAAGAACAGCGAAGAGAAGACCAGCCAAGAGGAGACCAGCCAAGAAAACAACAUCGAAGAGAAGUGCAGCAAAGAGAAGUACGGCAAAGAGAAGAACGACAAAGAGGAGAACAGUGAAGUGGAUACCAGCCAAGAGGAGACCAGCCAAUAG
Molecule: messenger RNA, 519 nt
Organism: Bacillus rossius redtenbacheri
Lineage: Eukaryota; Metazoa; Arthropoda; Insecta; Phasmatodea; Bacillidae
Product: cation channel sperm-associated protein 2-like
Exons: 1
Coding region: 1-519 (172 amino acids)
Source: RefSeq, a predicted model, not a curated record